CCCAAAGAGAUGCUGGCAAUGAAAGAAGAUCCAUGAAGAAUGAGAGGUAUGCACUCAGAGAGUUAACCCCCGUGCACAGCACAGUGCCCUCUGCUCCCAUCCUUCUUUACGUCCUUAUGGAGGACACUGGCAACAUAACACAGGCGUGUACAGGGAGGAUCCUACCGUAAUGCUUCAUACUGAAUUUUGACUUGUUGUCACCACGCAGGGUCCCACAGGAGCUGCACCGGGCCGUCCCGUACCGGAACGUCAGCAACACCCCUGAACUCCUAUUGGCAAUCAUCUGCAGGGACAGACGGUGCUGUUGGACAGGCGGUAAGUAGGCGUACCCACAAUCCCCUCCCUGCUCCGUGCUCUUUUUACACACUGUAAAUGUCAGUGGCGUUAUGGCACAGCAGCCUCACACCGACACCACGUCUCCGUCGUCUCUGAGGACAGACAGUCUGAGCCAGAGCGGCCUACAGAGGACAAACACGUCUUCACAUCAACAACAACAACAUCUGAGAAGCUGCGCAACACGUGGUGCCAAUGGUCCAACCAGACAAUAUGACAACAAGCUGUUCACACAGCAAACUAACAGAAAGACAAAAUGGAAGUGUGUUACCGAACAAAACAACAACCAAUGGAAUUCAGUGGAGACCUCCUUACUCUGUGGAAACUCCUUACGGGUUUCGACUGGAUUUGGACUUCCUGAAAUAUGUAGAUGACAUUGAGAAAGGCAACACAAUUAAAAGGAUUCCUAUCCAGCGCCGAAGCAAGGGUCCUCGAUCCAGCACCCUGCCAAGGAACAUCAACCCCUCAAAUAUUGGCUCCCACCCUAGUCCCUGGGGAUCCACUGGAGCUCUGGGCAUCAGGUCACGGUUGCUGGAUGCACAUCCUCGUCAUGGAUAUACUUCAUGGGCUUAUGACCACAGGUAUGUUUCUCCUAAAGGACAAAAAUCACUGGCAGAGAUGGAGGCCAGAAUCAAAGAAUUCGAUGAGCAACCACUAGGGGAGCACAUCAGACCUCACCUCCUUCGUGCCUCUAGUCUCCCACUCACAGUAUUACUGAAUCAGGGAUCAGAGUCUGUGGAUGAUCUUGGAAGCCUCAGGAAUUCUAGGGAUCACCUUAUUGGAAGGAACAUCUCCUGUGAAGACAUCUUCCACUCUCCAGACAGCCCUCACACCCUGGAUGGCUCAGGGUUGGUGAGGCGUCUUACAGAGGCGCUGGAACGUGUGAGUGAGCUGGAGAUGGAGGUGAGGGUUAUUCCAGAGCUCAAGACUCAGAUCUCUACUCUUCAAGAGGAAAGGGAAAGGCUCCUUCUUGGUCUGAAUCCAUCUGAUCAAUCCUCAGUCCGUACCACUACAAACUCUCAUUCCUUUCCCAACAUGUGCACCUUGAGUGUCAAAAGACCACAAUAUGAAAGCUAUGUCCCAUCUCCCAGAAAUCACUACUCAGAUCUGUCACACGAGUGGAGGAAUAGCACAGAUCUGGAUGAGCUCCUGACGGUGACAUCCUUGCAGGCCAAGGUGGCAGCAUUGGAGCAGAAGCUCCAUGAGACCAGCCUUGAGCUCCAGAAGAUGUUGGGCAUACUGAAAGAGCAGCAGGAGGAGAGUCAAAGGAAGGAGGAGAACAUUGAACAGCUUCUUAGGAAUUCUGGGACAUGGGUCCAUGCAGACAGGGUGGUAGCUCAGGAUGAAAGAAAUGAAAGAGCAGACACCUCCACUGAAAUAUAUAACCACAAAGUGUCUUCCUCCAGAGCUCCAGAUGGAGUUAUCAGUUUACAAAAUGCUAGUGCAAAUGCACAAAGAAAUAGACAUGUUGCCGAUUCCACAUUGUCAUCGACUCUGAAGGUCCCACCAGUUCUUGUAGAACCUAGAGAGGACUUCACUGAGGAUAAAGACAAUGUCGUAAUACUCUACCACAUAAAGAGGAUCAAGAGACUGUUGGGGCAGCAGUGGGAAUGUUUGUGUACAGUGAUGGGGUCCACACAUCCAGACCCCAAAGUCACUUCUCUGCAACAGGAGAUGAUGGGACUCGUUGACAUGCUUUCCUCCUACUACAGCCAAGAUGGACAAACUCAAACUCAAUAUCAAGCCUCUAAAUCUGUCAGGACAUCAGAUGAAUGUACUGGGACACUAAAAAAUUCCUACCCUGCUGUUCAAGACGGACAUGCAAGUAUAAGUCUAGAUGGGCAGUGCUGGUUGGACCAGAGUGUUAGCCCUGGAGAUGUGGAUGCAGAGCCAGAGAAAGACGACCAUAUCACCCCAGAGAGACAGACGACAUCAGAUGAAACACAAUCAGGGGGGACAGACGGGGGACCAGCAUCCGUGGAUACUCCAGAGACACAGCAGCCCCCAGGAAAACAGAUGGAGGGAAAAUCAGAAACAAACACAGCGAGCAGAGAAAUAGUGAGUGGAGAAUUUCUGGCAGCCUGUCAGUUCCUCAAAGAUCACAUGGACAACACAGAUCACCCCAACGAUGACGCGAGGAAGGCGUUCAUCGUGGUGUUUCAGAGCUGGUUCACUGCAGCCGCAGAGGAGACAUCGGAGGCUCACGUGGUGUCUGCAUACCUGGCAGAGGUGAAGAAGGCCACGCCCUCACUCUUAGCCUUCCUUGUCAACCUGGCAGAUGACAACGGGAACUCAGUGCUGCAUUACAGCGUGUCACACUGCAAUUACAGCAUCGUCAGCCUGCUUCUGGACACAGGUGUGAGUGACGUGAACCUCCAGAACAAGAGCGGCUACACAGCAGUGAUGUUGGCCUCAUUGACAGCCCCAGAAGAUCCAAGUGGCAUGGAGGUGGUCCGCAGGCUCAUGUUGCUUGGCAACAUUAAUAUCUGCUCCAGCCAGACGGGACAGACAGCGCUGCACCUGGCAGUGAGACACGGUCGGGUUGCGAUGGUCUGUCUGCUGCUCAGCUGUGGGGCAGACGCCAACAUCCAGGACGCCCAGGGAACCACGGCGCUGAUGUUCGCCUCCGAGAGAGGCCACACCCACAUCGCCAGGCUUCUGCUAGAGAGGAGUGACCUUGACCUCACUGACAAGCAUGGUCGGAGUGCGCUGUGCAUCGCUGUGCACGGCUCCCACACUGACACCGCCGCCCUCCUGCAGGCCCACGCCAAAGCUGAAGUCCUGUAGUCCUGGAAAACUUCACAUUUGAAACAUGUCAACAUUAAGUUUAAUGAAGGCUUAAUGCCAAACUCAAGCGCUUGGAUUGUGCUCCAGUUUACAUGAUUUUCUUCAUGAAAUCGAGUUUUAGAAGGUCACUGGGUGAGGCAGGAAGAGCUCAGUCAUGGUUGCUGAUGUUAAUAGUAAGGUGCGUGCAUUCUGAGAUUAGUGCUGCAAGCUAUGCAAUUAAAAUAUUUAUUGCAAUCCAGUUAUUGUACUUCACAAAUGAAUACUGGAAAUUAUGUAUUUUAUUUUCUUCCAAUAAAAAAUGACUAUUGCAGAUGUUUUAGUUUAGUGGGGGGAAUAAUAAUGUAUUCAAGCAUUAGCUGAGCACUUUUCAAAUGCUUGUGAAACUCUAACGGCAUGAAACAAACAAAAUAAAAAAAACACUUCCAUGCUGCAUGUUAACUAUAAAAGGAAGACAAUUGGUGCCUUCAUGUCUCUGAUUUGCUUUUCUCAUAUCUGUUUUUAAUAAAACGUGACAAAACACUU
Molecule: messenger RNA, 3642 nt
Organism: Thalassophryne amazonica
Lineage: Eukaryota; Metazoa; Chordata; Actinopteri; Batrachoidiformes; Batrachoididae
Product: KN motif and ankyrin repeat domain-containing protein 4-like
Exons: 10
Coding region: 529-3120 (863 amino acids)
Biological process (GO): negative regulation of actin filament polymerization
Cellular component (GO): cytoplasm; cytoskeleton
Molecular function (GO): protein binding
Source: RefSeq, a predicted model, not a curated record